Saxophila tyrrhenica is the source of this 1095-nucleotide messenger RNA. RefSeq lists its product as uncharacterized. The record is from RefSeq and is a predicted model, not a curated record. The transcript has 2 exons. Bases 1 to 1095 code for a protein of 364 amino acids. Lineage: Eukaryota; Fungi; Ascomycota; Dothideomycetes; Mycosphaerellales; Extremaceae. Gene Ontology annotation, biological process: thiamine biosynthetic process.
AUGUCGAGCAAAACAACAGUCAAAGUCGCCCUCGAUUGGACUCCAAACACCAUCCACUCCGGCCUCUUCUGCGCCCUCGAAAAAGGUCUCUACUCAGACCAAGGACUCGACGUGCAGCUCCUGCCACCCAACGAAGACUACACCACCACACCAGCCAAACGAGUUCAAAAUGGAGAAGUCGACCUUGCAGUCUGCCCCUCAGAAUCCGUGAUCGCAUACAACGAAACCGGGCGCAUGAAACUCCAGGCCAUCUAUGCCAUCCUCCAACGAGACGUCAGUGCCAUCACGUCGACGAAAGUGCGUGAUCUUGCGAAGCUUGACAGUGGCACUUAUGGAAGCUACAACGCCAAGUACGAAGAUGAGAUUGUGAAAGCGAUGGUGACUGCUGCUGGUGGCAAAGGGGAUGGGAUGCAGAUUAAGAACUCGACUGGGAAGUUCUCGCUCUUUGACGAGGUGAAGAAGGGAGCGCUGGAUGCCACUUGGGUCUUCAUGCCUUGGGAGGGGGUAGAGGCGGAGCUCGAGGGUGUUGAACUGCAUGCGUUCAGGCCUGAAGACCACGGUGUACCGUAUGGGUACUCGCCGGUGAUCGCUCGCAAUGCAGCCUCAUCACUCGACUCCGAUGCACUGCGGAGGUUUGUCAAGGCGACAGCCAAGGGCUAUGAGUAUGCUAUGAAGGACUCCAAGGACGCUGCUGGCAUAUUGGCACCUCACUGUCGCCCCGAGAAGUUCGCGACCUUCCUCAACAGCAGCCAGGAGCGGAUCAACGAGUUCUACCUUGAUGAGGAGAACUCCGCAGGGCCAGGCCGGAUGAGGGAAGCGAAAUGGACGUCGUGGACGAGCUGGUUGAGACAAAGAGGGCUGCUGGGGGUAGAAUUGCCGACCACCGAUUUGUUCACGAACGAGUUCUUCGACAUACCGUUCGUCAACCUUCCUGAGCAAUCCGGACCAUCCUACCAUUCGCUUCCAAGCAGUUCACGGGAACCAGAAGAUGUCCGCCAGGCACUUCCCACGCUCGCUGUUGCAUGCUCAGACGAAUCGUUCAAAUGCAUCGAAGAACGAACAACCACCAGCAACCCGGAAACAAGACCGUUGUAG